AUGAAAAUGAGAAAAUUAAUUUUUUUGGCUGUUAUUGCUGUUUGUUUGAGUAUUGCUUAUGCUUAAAGUAAUAACGAUGAUAAAGAUGGUGGUUAUCAAUUAGUUGAUUACAAUGAAGAGAUGCAUGGAGAAGCCUACUAAGCUGCCUUAGAUUACUUGAUUUCCAAGAAAAUCGUAACUUCUGACGUCACUCCUAAAAUUGCUGCUGUAUACCAAAAGGUUGUUAGUGGUUUUAUGUUCAAAUUCUAUAUUAUGUUUGAUGACUAAGGCUGGAUUGUUGAAGUUUUGAGUUAACCUUGGUUAAAAAACUUAUAAGUCGUUUCUUUCAAGAAAAUUGAUAAUAAUUGA
Messenger RNA from Tetrahymena thermophila SB210, 348 nucleotides. RefSeq lists its product as hypothetical. NCBI's taxonomy places the organism in Eukaryota, Ciliophora, Oligohymenophorea, Hymenostomatida, Tetrahymenidae. The record is from RefSeq and is a predicted model, not a curated record. The transcript has a single exon.